Molecule: messenger RNA, 939 nt
Organism: Brachypodium distachyon (stiff brome)
Lineage: Eukaryota; Viridiplantae; Streptophyta; Magnoliopsida; Poales; Poaceae
Product: nuclear transcription factor Y subunit B-8
Exons: 1
Coding region: 190-798 (202 amino acids)
Biological process (GO): regulation of transcription by RNA polymerase II
Cellular component (GO): nucleus; CCAAT-binding factor complex
Molecular function (GO): RNA polymerase II cis-regulatory region sequence-specific DNA binding; DNA-binding transcription activator activity, RNA polymerase II-specific; protein heterodimerization activity
Source: RefSeq, a predicted model, not a curated record
CCGCGCAAUCCAACGGACCUAGCCAUUCCCCACCACCCUCUCCAUGGCUCCACGCUCCCCUAGCUAAUCUCUCAAGAACACAAACUCUCGAGGACCUUUUUCUUUUUUUCUUUUUCUUCAUACAUACAUAUUGUUUCACUCGCAUGUCCUUGCAGUUGUUGAUCAGAGGCUGCGAAGAGAGACAGAGCCAUGCCGGACUCUGACAAUGACUCCGGCGGGCCGAGCAACACUGGCGGGGAGCUGUCUUCCCCGCGGGAGCAGGACCGGUUCCUGCCGAUCGCCAACGUGAGCAGGAUCAUGAAGAAGGCGCUCCCGGCGAACGCCAAGAUCAGCAAGGACGCCAAGGAGACGGUGCAGGAGUGCGUGUCGGAGUUCAUCUCCUUCAUUACCGGCGAGGCCUCCGACAAGUGCCAGCGAGAGAAGCGCAAGACCAUCAACGGCGACGACCUGCUCUGGGCAAUGACCACCCUCGGCUUCGAGGACUACGUCGACCCGCUCAAACACUACCUUCACAAGUUCCGCGAGAUCGAGGGCGAGAGGGCCGCCGCCUCAACCGGCACGCCCGAGAUGCCCAGAAACGCCAAUGCCGCCGCCGGCUACGCGGGAUACGGAGGCGCCAGCCCCGGCACAGGCGGCCCUGCAGCUGGAGGCAUGAUGAUGAUGAUGUACGGCUCGCCACCGCCGCCACAGCAGCAGCAGCAACAUCAGAUGACAAGAGCUGGCUUUGGACAUCAGGGAAGCACCGGCGCCGGCGGGUCCUCGUCGUCGUCCGGCCUCGGACGGCAAGAUAGGGUCUGAAGAGAUGAUGACACCACACCUUGUAUAUCGCUCAAGUUGAGUACGCCUGGCCGGUAACCAAUAGGUUUUUUUCCGUCAAUUUCUUGGUGAUGUAUCAAUGCGACAUUGCUAAUCUGAAUCUGAGACCCGAGUUUUGUUUAA